Messenger RNA from Emericellopsis cladophorae, 279 nucleotides. RefSeq names its product alcohol dehydrogenase. Bases 1 to 279 code for a protein of 92 amino acids. Gene Ontology annotation, molecular function: NAD binding. The record is from RefSeq and is a predicted model, not a curated record. The transcript is spliced from 2 exons. NCBI's taxonomy places the organism in Eukaryota, Fungi, Ascomycota, Sordariomycetes, Hypocreales, Bionectriaceae.
AUGCACACGCCUCUGAACGCACACACACAAGAUCUCAUGAACAAGGAGGCCUCUGCCGCCAUGAAGGACGGCCCGAGGAUCAUCAACACGGCGCGCGGCCAGUUUGUCAAUGAGGAUACGCUGAUUGAGGCGCUGCAGAGCGCUGCGAUCACGACGCGGAUCAAUCCUGAGCUGAACGCCAUGAAGAACAUUAUGAAGGUUGUUGAUAAUGAUGGUGAGUACAAGGGCGAGCCGCUCACGCUGGUCAACAAGAAGUGGUUUCAGCCAGCAGCAGCGUGA